Molecule: messenger RNA, 972 nt
Organism: Anoplopoma fimbria (sablefish)
Lineage: Eukaryota; Metazoa; Chordata; Actinopteri; Perciformes; Anoplopomatidae
Gene: guca1ab.2
Product: guanylyl cyclase-activating protein 1
Exons: 4
Coding region: 1-570 (189 amino acids)
Biological process (GO): visual perception; positive regulation of guanylate cyclase activity
Cellular component (GO): photoreceptor inner segment; cone photoreceptor outer segment
Molecular function (GO): calcium sensitive guanylate cyclase activator activity; calcium ion binding
Source: RefSeq, a predicted model, not a curated record
AUGGGAAACAGCCCUGGGUCGGCUGUGGAGGAACUACAAGCUUGCGAGAGUCAUCAGUGGUACAAAAAGUUCAUGACCGAUUGCCCAUCUGGACUUCUCACCUUUUACGAAUUCAAGCAAUUAUUUGGUCUGAGGAACCUGUCGGAUACGUCCAACGCCUACGUUGAGACCAUGUUUACAACGUUUGAUAUGAAUGAUGAUGGCUUCAUUGAUUUUAUGGAGUAUGUAGCUGCUUUGAGUCUGGUGCUGAAGGGAGGAGUGCAGCAGAAGCUCCGCUGGUACUUUAAACUGUAUGAUGUAGACGGGAGUGGCUGCAUCGACCGUGAGGAGCUGCUUCAGAUAAUUAAGUCCAUACGUGCUAUCAAUGGGACUCCUUGUGAGAUUUCAGCGGAGGACUUUGCCAACAUGGUGUUUGACAAGAUUGACAUCAAUGGAGAUGGGGAACUUUCCUAUGAAGAGUUCAUGGAGGGGGUUCAGAAUGACAGCAUGCUGCUGACGACACUAACAGAAAGUUUGGACCUCACACACAUUGUGCAAAAAAUUCAAGGAGAGAUGAGGACUAACAAGUAAUACUUCCAACUGUGUGGAUCCUGAUACAUUUUUGAAUAUAACUGUGCCACAGCUGAAGAGGUGGGUUAAGGAUAACCCACAACUCAUCAGGACUAACGGAUGUGGACCAGUCUCUUGGUCAUUGUCAAAGUGCAGCACGGCAGUACUGGUUUUUACUCACAUAUUGAUGAGUCAGCAAAGACUUUCCAUCGACCCCAGAUAUUAAAGUUGCGUUUAUAAAAGGAAAGCAACUUUAACUAUCAUUGCUCAGGUGCAUCCUCUGCUGGACUCCAUCUGAAAUGAAACACUGCAUGGUUUCUGUCCAAUUUCCAUUGAGUGCCAAAAUGUCCAUUUAUUUUAGCCAUUGAAUGAUGUUGGACAUUAAAUACAUAUCUAACUUUAUGUGAUUAUGGGAAAACAACA